Messenger RNA from Debaryomyces fabryi, 1794 nucleotides. Its product is annotated as glycosyltransferase family 15 protein. The transcript has a single exon. Gene Ontology annotation, cellular component: Golgi apparatus; membrane. NCBI's taxonomy places the organism in Eukaryota, Fungi, Ascomycota, Pichiomycetes, Serinales, Debaryomycetaceae. The record is from RefSeq and is a predicted model, not a curated record. Gene Ontology annotation, biological process: cell wall mannoprotein biosynthetic process; protein N-linked glycosylation. Gene Ontology annotation, molecular function: alpha-1,2-mannosyltransferase activity. The coding region runs from base 1 to 1794 and encodes 597 amino acids.
AUGCAGGGGAUACAUAAGAACGAUCAGAGGCCCAUCAGUGAUGGUGUGGAAAGAUAUGAUACAUCCCACUCAGAUUAUGAUUAUUCAGAUGACGACGAUGAUUAUGAUGAAAUUUCAUUCACCGAGGCAAGGCUUAGGAAUAUCAAGUCGAUAGUACGCACACCAAGGCAAAUACGUUUAUCUAAAAGAUCGAAAGGAAUAUGGUUCAUAUCUCUUGUGGUUAUAUUAAUUGUGUACUACUGCCUCAAAACGAGCUUUCUUGGAGCAAAUAGUUAUAAUAAAACUGAUGUCGAUACCCUCACAGUCGAACAAGAUCUACAAGAAGAAGACACCGGUGACUUCAUAAGUCAAACAAAGAUAUCGUCUGAAAUAGACUCACCUUUUCAAAUUGGAUGUCGGGAACCACAUACAAAUCAGAAACGGGCCAAUGCAGCUCUUGUUAUAUUGGCAAGGAAUUCCGAAGUUAAACAGGUAAUCAAAUCUAUGAAGUCAAUGGAAAGGCAUUUCAACCAAUGGUUUAAUUAUCCAUGGGUAUUCUUAAACGAUGAGCCAUUCAGCAAAGAAUUUAAGAAAUCAGUUUCAAAGUAUACGUCUUCUAAAAUAGAGUUUGGUACUAUUCCGAAGAAAAAGUGGAAUUUUAGUGACAAAAUAGACAAGGACGAAUUACACGAGCAUAUUGCCAAUCAGGGUGAUCGAAGAAUCAUGUACGGAAACUCUGAAUCUUAUCAUAAAAUGUGUAGAUUCUUCUCAGGCUAUUUUUACAAACACGAGUUGGUAAAAAAACGAGAUUGGUACUGGAGAGUAGAGCCUGAUGUUGAAUUCUUCUGUGACUUGACAUACGAUCCGUUUAUAGAGAUGGAAAAGCAUAAUAAGAAGUAUGGUUUUAAUGUUCUUAUUGGAGAAUUAUAUUAUACGAUUCCGGGGUUGUUUAAAGAAACAAGGUCAUUUAUAAGGAAACAUGGUGUUCUGUUAGGCAAUGCGUGGAGCUUAUUUAUCAAAGAUUAUAAGUAUGCGGUAGGUAAAAAUGCGGCCAACUAUGAUGGUUUGAAAUCAAAGGCUGAUAUAUUACAAGCAAUAGAAGAAAAUAUUACAGUCAAGAAAUUUUUAUCUAUGAAAGAAAAAACAGAUGAACAAAUUUCCAAGUACGAUCUGCUGUUGUUGGAUUUAGUAGUCGAGAAGUCUAGAAAAAAACCUGAAUUGUAUGAAGAUAGAUUUGAUUUAGAAGAGUACAACAUGUGCCAUUUCUGGUCGAAUUUCGAAAUUGCUAGAACAGAUUUGUUCAAUUCUCCAGCAUACGAAGCUUAUUUUGAACACUUAGAAAAGAGCGGAGGUUUUUAUAAAGAACGAUGGGGUGAUGCACCUGUACAUUCCCUUGCAGUAGGAAUGUUGCUCGACCUCAAAGACAUUCAUUAUUUCCGUGAUAUCGGCUAUCAACACUCUGCGAUGAGCCAUUGUCCUGGGAACUCAAAAAGAUACCAGGUAAAGUAUCAACCUAGCGAAAAAUAUUACCUUAAGGAUUUGAAGGAGGACCAAGCGUGGCUCUCUCCUGAUGGCCCUCGUCCAAAUGGAAUUGGGUGUAGAUGUAGAUGCCCCAAGGCAAAGGACAUCGAAGACUCGCCUUCCUCGUGUGUCAAAUCAUGGGCUGACAUCACCAGCGACAAAUACAUUCCUCCUAAGCCAGUCGAUGUGGAUUUCUGGGAAGAUCAGAUCGAACGUCGUCUAAACAAUUUUCUCGCAACUGGCGGAACUCUAGGGCAAAGUAAUGUUGCCGAACAGCUACUAAAUUUCAAUUAA